AUGAACAUCGGACGCUCCCACAGCAUUCGAUCGAAGAAGGGCGAGAAAGAUGGCGGCGCUUCCAGGCACCACUUCUCCAUGGCCUCCCUGCGCGGCAUCCGCCAGCCCGAGCUGUCCAAGAAGCUGUACCAGCUGAUCAAGACGGAGAACCACGCGAUUGGCGCCUACGAGCAGGCGGGACGUGAGACGCAGAGCAUAGCAUCGCAGCUGAGCGAGUGGGGCGAGAGCACCGACGACGAUGGUGUCAGCGACAUCAGCGACAAGCUCGGUGUCUUGCUCGCCGAGAUUGCAGAGCAGGAGGACGUCUAUGCUCAGAACUUGGAGGAGAGCAGAGGCGUGCUGAAGCAGAUCCGCAAUGUUGAGGCCAGCGUGCAGCCAACAAGGACCAACAAGCAGAAAAUCCAAGACGAGAUCCAAAAGCUCAAGUACAAAGAACCCGAAUCCACCAAACUCGUCACCCUCGAACAAGAGCUCGUCCGCGCCGAAGCCCAAUCCCUCGUCGCCGACGCCCAACUCACCAACGUAACCCGCCAAAAGUUCAAGGAAGCCUUCGACCUCCACACCGCCGCCGUCAUCGAGCGCGCCGAGAAACAAAUCAUCCUCGCCCAACGCGCCCGCCACCUCAUCAACCUCCUCGACGACACCCCCAUCGUCCCCGGUGAAGAUCGUCCCGCCUUUACCGAGGUUGAGAAUGGCCGCCAGAUGCUCAAUGACGCCGAGUCUGAUCUGAGGGCAUGGCAGCCGAACUUGGAGCCGAUCAGGACGAACGCGAGUAAGCUUGGUGGCAAUGGAAUGGCGAGCCAGGAACUGCCGAUCCAGCAGGCACAGCAGAACGUUGGAGUGGCUUCAGCCGAUUCCACGAGCGUUGAUGCUCACCAGCAGAGAGUCGAGCAGAUGGAGAGGGCACAGGAGGAGGGAACGAGCCAAGUCACUCCACCCUACCCAACUGAGAAGCAGACGGAGAAUGCGGCGUUGGCUUCCUAG
Fulvia fulva is the source of this 984-nucleotide messenger RNA. RefSeq names its product putative sphingolipid long chain base-responsive protein pil1. The coding region runs from base 1 to 984 and encodes 327 amino acids. The transcript has 3 exons. The record is from RefSeq and is a predicted model, not a curated record. NCBI's taxonomy places the organism in Eukaryota, Fungi, Ascomycota, Dothideomycetes, Mycosphaerellales, Mycosphaerellaceae. Gene Ontology annotation, cellular component: plasma membrane; eisosome filament. Gene Ontology annotation, biological process: negative regulation of protein kinase activity; endocytosis; eisosome assembly. Gene Ontology annotation, molecular function: lipid binding.